Messenger RNA from Cryptomeria japonica (Japanese cedar), 2721 nucleotides. RefSeq lists its product as uncharacterized. NCBI's taxonomy places the organism in Eukaryota, Viridiplantae, Streptophyta, Pinopsida, Cupressales, Cupressaceae. Bases 343 to 2604 code for a protein of 753 amino acids. The record is from RefSeq and is a predicted model, not a curated record. The transcript is spliced from 4 exons. Gene Ontology annotation, molecular function: protein dimerization activity.
CCCAGGAGGACCCGGGUGAACCCAAGCCCGUGGGUUCCCAAAAACGGGGCCCACGGGUUAGCAAGCAUUUAAAAACAAUAAAAAAACAAUAUUUUUAAUCGUCUAAUUACAUCUAAACCCUAAUCCGCCCCUCUAUGAUGCAUUUCAUGCAUCAAAACAUGCAUUCAACCUAUUCUACUUGCAUUUUUGAAGAUUUUUUCUCUACAAUCAGGGUUCUUAGUUUUUGUAUUUUUCUUCGAAGGUGACGACUACGAAGGUGUGAGACACGCAUCAAAGGCAUAGGAAUCACUGGAGAAGAAAGAUUUAGCCAUUAAAGGUGCACUAUUCAUAUAAUCAUACAUAAUGGCUGGAACUAGAAGUGCAAGUGCAAGCUCUAGUUCAGUUGCAAAUGUCCGAAAUGAAAAUACCCCCUUUAAAAUUGAUCAAGAUUCACCACUUUGGCAUUAUACAACAAUGAUCAAGCCAGUGUCUGGUGGUGGGGGUUUUGUUUGGCAAUGCAACCAUUGUGGCACUGAGUAUACCAGCUCAUACUAUCGAGUGAAAGGCCACCUUUGUUUCAUCCCUGGGCGUGGAAUAAAAUUUUGUAAGGGAUCAGAUGGCAAGGGGCUGUCAAAAGCUCUAGUUUUGGGAUAUAUUAGAGAACAAGAGGAAGCUGAUAGGAGAAGUAGCAAAGCAAAGACUGAUCAUCCUCUUGUCCAUCAAAGCUCAAUGUCUAAGAGGCCUUCUAGUAGCAUUGGCUCCACAAGACCAGCUGGUUCACAUCCUUUCAUGCAAAACCCACCAGUUGAUGCAGUAGAGAAUCAGAAUGUUGUGGCUUCACGGAAAAGAGGCCCAUUGGAUUUUGCCUUCAAAAAUGAACUGAGAGAGAUUGCAGAUUCCAAAAUUGGACGUUGCCUUUAUGGCAAUGGGCUUCCUUUCAACCUUGUUAGAUCACCUUACUUUCGGGACAUGGUGCAUACUCUUUGCAAUACACCUUCUGAUUAUGUUUGUUCAGGGUAUGAAAAGGUGAGAACCACCUUAUUGGCAAAGGAGAAAGCAUCCAUAGAGUCACAGUUGAAGGUCAUCAAAGAUACAUGGCAGGAAACAGGUGUGACCAUUGUUUCUGAUGGAUGGAAAGAUUGUAAAAAUAGGCCAUUGAUCAAUGUUAUAGCAGUGUGUCCUAAAGGGGCAAUGUUUUUGAAAGCAGUGGAUUGUGAGGGACAAGUGAAAGAUGCAAGUUUCAUUGCCAAUAUCUUGAUAGAAUGCAUUGACAUGGUGGGGCCUCAAAAUGUUGUCCAAGUUGUAACUGACAAUGCUAAAAAUUGUAGGGCAGCAGGGACUAUAGUGGAGGCUACACAUGGUCCCAUCUUUUGGACACCAUGCACAGUACACUCACUCAAUUUAAUCAUGCAAAAGCUUGGCACACAAAUUGAUUGGGUGAAAAAACUAUAUGCGAAGGGCGAGGAGAUUCAAAUGUUUGUGACUAAUCAUCAUAUGUCACAAGCCAUUUUCAGGACCUUCUCCAAGUUGGAGUUGUUGAAGGUUGCUGAAACACGAUUUGCAUCUCACACGCUCGUCUUAAGACGACUUCUGAAGGUGCGAGACGCCUUGAGUUCUAUGGUCAUCAACAGCUUGUGGAGUGUAUGGAAACAGUCCCACACAGAAAGAGCUCUAAAAGUAAGAGCAUUGAUCCUUAGUGAGAAAUGGUGGGAUGAUGUGGAAUAUGUUUUGAAUUUCACUGAGCCCAUCAUGAGCAUGAUCAGGUAUGCUGAUACUGAUCGCCCAUGUUUGGGCGAGAUUUAUGAUGGCAUGGAUUGCAUGGUGGAAAAAAUAAAAGAAGUAAUAAAUAGAAAAGAAAAUGACCCAACGGAAACAUUUUUCAAAGUUGUGCAGAAAAUUGUUGUUGACCGUUGGAACAAGAUGACCACCCCCUUACAUCUCUUAGCAUUUGCUUUGACGCCAAAAUUUUAUAGUGCAGAGAUGCUUGCAACACCAAGGAGGGUGCCACCAUAUAGAGAUGCAGAGGUUGCUUCUGGCUAUAGGGCUGCCUUUAAAAAGAUAUAUCAAGAUGAGGAGACAAGAAAUAUUGUCAUGAGGGAGUUUGGCCAAUUUGUAUCUGCAAAAAAUCAUGAUGUUGUAGCUGUUAAUGCUAGAUAUGGGAUGGAUGCUGAUGAGUGGUGGUAUGUACAUGGUCAAGGCUCCAUUUACUUGCAGCCUCUUGCAAUUAAACUUAACUCCCAAGUUGCAAGUUCUUCUUCAGCUGAGCAGAAUUGGAGUACAUACUCCUUCAUCCACUCAGUCAAACGUAAUCGUUUGGAUGCAAAGAAAGCUGAGGAUUUGGUCUACGUACACUCCAACCUUCGUUUGUUGUCACAUAAGGACCCUGAAUAUAGUGAGGGUGUAACAAGGAAUUGGGAUCUAGCCCCUGAGUGUGCUGAUUUAUAUGCUACAGUUGCACAACUUUGCCAAGUCUCUAUAGACGAGGCGGUUAUGGAAUUUGAGAGAGACAUAGCUAGUGGGAGUGGCAUUCCAUUUGAUAUUGGUUCAAUUGAUGCUGAAUUUGAACCACUUGAUGACCGUGGGCUUGGGUUGGAUGCUUCAGAUGAAGAUGAAUAUGGAAUUUAAAUCCCAUAGAUGGCUUGUAAUUUGAAUGUUUAACUUUAUACUUUAUUGUGUCAUGACAUUUUCACAUUUUGAAACUUGAAACUUGAAUAUUAUCUUUUUUGCAAAUUAUGAAUAUGA